Molecule: messenger RNA, 6697 nt
Organism: Nothobranchius furzeri (turquoise killifish)
Lineage: Eukaryota; Metazoa; Chordata; Actinopteri; Cyprinodontiformes; Nothobranchiidae
Product: high-affinity choline transporter 1
Biological process (GO): choline transport; acetylcholine biosynthetic process; transmembrane transport
Cellular component (GO): plasma membrane
Molecular function (GO): choline:sodium symporter activity
Source: RefSeq, a predicted model, not a curated record
AUUAUGGGAACUGCUGAGGCUGUUUAUUCUCCAUCUCAAGGACUCAUCUGGGCUUUGGGGCUCCCAGCAUAUGCCGUAUGUUUUUUUCUGGCGUCUAAGAGAAAAUAGACGGUGAAACUCUUGGAUUUGAAAAGCCUGACAGAUCUACGCCACACUGUCACUUAACGUUCAUGGACUCACCCGUCUUGGCUCGCAACAGGGAAGGUUGUCGUUUUAGCUUCCAAGAAACAACAGACAACAUCCCGUUUAGUAAAAGCUAGCUGUUAGCAUUAGCAACUUCACCACAUGGCAGAACUCCUCCAGGCUUGUGUUAUUUGUGGAGAUAAAACAUCAACGUUGCAAGUCAGUGGUAGAGUCGUGUUUCUGUUUUCCAGUCCGAGGCAAGAAGUGAAAACUGUCAGGAAAUAAGCUGCCACACUCUGCAGCAGCAGCCUUGUCUGUGCUGAUCCAAGCAUUCAUUCUUGCAGAGACCACCACAAAUGUAUUGAUUAAACGAGUUUCCCAAAUCUUUAAAUGUCUACAAAUGAAUAAGUAAAGACUGACCAUAUUUUACAGAAUAGGACUUGAGCUGUAAAGUUUAUGUAUUUGUACUUUUAAGGGUUGGUCUGUUUGGUUGUUUCUGUUGAGGCGACUAAGUAAUUAUCAACCUUUUUUUGCACAUUAGCAGCAGGAUCAUCUUGUUUUGUCUAUGUUUGUGUUCUUAAAUGUUAAAGUUAAAGUUAAAGUCCCAUUAGUUGUCACACACACAGGUGUGUGUGUGAAAUUUGUUCUCGGCAUUUGACCCAUCCCCUGGGGGAGCGGUGAGCUGCAGACACAGCCACGCUCGGGAACCAUUUGGUGGUUUAACCCCCCAAUCCAACCCCCUUAAGGUGUCAAGCAGGGAGGCAUUGGGUCCCAUUUUUUCAAAGUCUUUGGUAUGACCCGACCAGGAAUCGAACCCCUGAUCUCCCAGUCUCAGGGCACUAGGCCACUGAGAAAGGUGUUUGUUGGUAAAAGGUGAAAGAAAUGUGUUUGUUUCUCUCCCCAGCACAGUAUCUUAUGAAUAACAUCACUGAUUUUAAAUGGAAUAAAUAAAAUACUGAAAAAUGUAUUACUGCGCCAUCACUAGCAACUUUAUCAAACACAAAAAUGGCUGUAACUGUCAAUUUAGCUGAUAUUGAGCUUAAAUUUGGUGUAGCCAUUUCAUAAACCAAUCUUUAAGUGCUAGAUUGUGUGAUAUCUUGCAAUAUUCUAUGAGAUUGCGCACAAAUCAAUUGAAAGACUAAACCAAAGUUAUUAAAAGAUGGUUUUAGUUUAAAUAUUUUUAUUUUCACAGGUGGAUUGUUCUUUGCUAAACCAAUGAGGUCGAAGCGUUAUGUCACCAUGUUGGACCCGUUUCAGGAACAUUAUGGCAAAGCGUUUACUGCAAUAAUCCUAAUUCCUGCUUUGCUCAGCGACAUAUUAUGGGUUGCCUGCAUCCUCGCUGCUCUGGGUGGAACAAUGAGCAUCAUCCUUGGACUGUCAUCUACCAUCUCCAUCAUCAUCUCAGCUGCUGUCUCCAUCAUCUACACAUUCCUAGGAGGCCUCUACUCAGUAGCAUAUACUGAUAUUAUCCAGCUCUGCUUUAUUUUUGUCAGCCUAUGGCUCUGUGUUCCUUUUUUGGUGCUAAGUCCUGCAGUUAAUGUCAUCUCACAAACUGCCCCCUUUAACCAGUCACACGGAGACGCCUGGUUAGGACGCCUGGAGCUGGAAGAUUCUGGAAAAUGGGUCGACGAGAUUCUGCUCCUGGCUUUAGGUGGACUCUCAUAUCAAGCUCUGUACCAAAGGAUCCUCUCUGCAGCCUCCUCUGUUCAGGCUCAAAUCACCUGCUAUGCUGCUGCAGGAACUGUGUUCAUUAUGGGAAUCCCUUCAGUUAUCAUUGGAGUCAUGGCUGCCUCUGCAGACUGGAACCAGACAGCUUACGGUCUCCCCUCUCCUUUUGAACGAGGAGAUGCGGGGAAGAUCCUGCCGCUUGCCCUGCAAAACCUUACUCCGACCUGGGUCGGGGUGCUGGGGAUCGGCUCUGUGGCUGCAGCUGUUAUGUCCUCCAUGGACUCCGCGUUGUUGUCCUCUGCGUCUAUGUUUACACAAAACAUUUAUAGGGCGACUCUGAGGAAGCAAGCCUCGGAGAGGGAGCUGCAGUGGGUGAUCCGUGUUAGUGUGCUGCUCGUGGGCAUAGCAGGAACUGGCCUGGCAUUUGGUGAUGACAGUGUUGCGGCUCUGUGGAUUUUAAGCGGGGACCUCAUCUACGUCGCGAUUUUCCCUCAGCUGGUCUGUGUGCUGCAUUUCCAACGUGUGAACACUUAUGGUGCUAUUAGUGGGUUUGUGGUGGGUUUGCUGCUGCGAGGGCUGAGCGGGGAGCCGAUACUUGAAAUACCCCCUCUGCUACUGUACCCUGGUUGGAGGGAGGAGAAUAAUGUUAUCACACAAUACUUUCCAUACAGGACAGUUGCCAUGUUCUCUUCUUUAACGUGCAUUUUUUUAGUGUCCUGGAUGGUGGACCUGAUUUUCAAUCAUCAGCUGGUUCCUCAGUCGUGUGACAUCCUGAAGGUUUUUAAGGACAAAAAGGAGACAGAUGGGGAGGAAACGCCUGACCUAAGAGAGGACGUGACCCGUGUUCUCAAUACGAAAUUCUAAACCAAGGAAUUUUUGUUCUGACUUCAAACGGAUCUUUCUUCUGUGGUUACCAGGAUUUCUGUCACAUCAGGAUCUGAUGAGUCCAGUUUUGAUCCAAACCACAUGUAGCAAAAAUCUUUUGUUUCUCAGUCGGGCUUAUUCCCUUGAAACCUUUAAAAAGAGGUACGUUUAUAUGAUGAUGCAACUUCGCUUUUUGUUUUCUCUAAGCAGAGAGGAAACUUUAGUGCUCAUAAAAAACCCAGAAGAGAUGAUUUGUGGUUGACCUGUUCAACACUUUCAUCUAUGAAUGUGAAUUUAAUUUAAGAAAAAGUAAUUAAGCUUAAAAAGUGUUUUUUAUUCCUUAUAGAAAAAUGUAGAAAUAGCAUUUAUUUAUUUAUUAUUUAUAGGAUUUUUUCAUUGUUAUCAUCAAAGCUAUGUUUUAAGCAACAAUUAAAAUCAAUGGAAUAAAUUCCCCAAACAAGAAUAAACGUAAGGAAUGUAAAACACGAGUUAAGACUAAUUAUACAGUAAUAGACACAUUUUUAAACUAUUAAAAUUUUUGUUUAUGUUUUAAGCUAUAAAAAAAUUAUGUACUUUGCUUGCAAGUUUUGUUUCAUAUUUUCUUUUAUCAUAAAAAAUAAACCGGUUACAAUGUAAAAUAAAAUGUUUUAGAUACAAAAUGACAUUAUACAAUCAUAUCUGUAAAAUACACAGUCACAUAAAUUUAAGGAUGUGAAUGUAUUUAUGUUGUUUAAACUAGACGUUUUACAUUUUUUGUAAUGUGCCUUUUGGUCCUGUAGGGGACAGCAGACCAACACUAACGAGCUCUGAGCGCUUUAGUUUAACCACAGUAAAAGUUUCUAUUUUCUAAAGAAAUCUUUAAACUGGGAGCACAAAAUAUGUGUCAAAGAAAUGCAAUGUAUUUAUUUUGCAAAGGAGGUCAUAUUAUUGUUUGUUUGUUUUACUUUCAGCUGUUUUCUGAUCAUUAAUUGGAUUUCAGAAAACCUGCAGCUCAAGAUCCCAUUUUAAAGUGCAUACAUGUAUCUCAUCCUCUUUAUAACUACAGUUUGCAAUAUGCAAACUGUAGUUAUUGGAUAUUUUAACAAUAGUAUAUUCAUAAAACUUUGUAAAAACUUAACUUGAGGCUUUGUGUUUGUAAAUUUGCACACAAUGAACAAACAUUUAUGUUUCACUCUGCAACUGUUACAUUUAUUUUUUAUGUCAUCAAAAUUUGACUCAUAGAAGCAUCAAGAUGAAGACGAGCAGACUCUGGUUUUUGCUUGGAAUAAAUGAAAAAUAAGAGCAGGUAGAUCCUGCUCCAUGCCGGAUUUUCUUUUUAACAUUCAGGAUGUUGUGUAGUGCAGCAUAAGCUUUGGUAUUUCUUCUGAGCGUUAAACAGUAUUACAACUUUAUUCCAGCAGCAACAACACCAUUAUCUCAGAAACACUCCAAACAAAGCAGCCAUUUAAUACUUUUCUGUGACUUUAUAAUAAUUUCUCAGGUCAAAUGUUCAUGAAUUUUUAUUUAAAUCACUGUUCAUUUUUUUCUAUUUAACUUAUGUGACUUUUAGAUCUAGUGUAUUUUGCAAAGAUGCUUUUGAUGGAGCUGAGAGUUUAGCUUGAAAUAAACUUAUUUAAAUACAAAAAGCAAAUGAAUUUUAAAGUAGUCCUUCAAAUAAUGAUGUAUUCCCCUGAUAUUCAAAGUAAUUAUUAGCACAUGGUUUCCCGAACCAAUUAAGUUCUAGAGGUAAAAUUUAGAUUUUGCAUUUUUAAAUAAUUAAACAAGUGAUUGUAUUUUUAAUUUAAUAUAAAAUAUUCCGUGGGCUACUUUUGUUACUUUUUCCACUAGGAAUCUUGUCUCUCUUUGUUUCUAUUUCUAGAUCAUGUUAUUUUGUUUGGGUGUUUGUGUAUUCCAAACAAGACAUUUUGAAUAAAAUAUUUUUUGGGGAAGAAAACGUUUUCAGAUUAAACUCCAACAAUGCUUUUUACGGUGCAGUUAUGUAAAGAUAAAACAUGAGUUUUGGUGUCUUUUAAUGUGCAGCUGUAAUCAUUAGCAUGUAUUGCGCUUGAUCAGGAUUGGGUUGCACUCAAUUACAGAUAAGAAUCCUUCUCUUUCCUAAUGGGACAAAUUUUAUUUUACUGCAUCAAUUCUUUUAAGUACUGCUAUUUGCUCAAAAAUGAACCUCAUAUGAUUUGUUUAUGCUUUUCUUUAAGAAAACUUGUUUAUUUACCAAGUAAAUUAUUUGUUCUGUUUUGUGUUUAUGACAUCCAACUAACUGGGCCUUUCCACUGGGUGUGUAUGUGCCGUGUAGACAUCUGUGUAACAUCUAUUAAAUGUAGUAUGCAGAAAUUGAUGAUGUGGUCCUGUUGGCAUCAUCAGAACGUGAUCUUCACCUUUCGCUGGAGCGGUUCGCAGCCGAGUGGGAAGAAGCUGGGAUGAGAAUCAGCUCCUCUAAAUCUGAGACCAUGGUCUUGAUUCGGAAAAGGGUAGAAUUGCCUUCUCCGGGUCAUGGAUGAGGUCCUGCCCCAAGUGGAGGAGUUUAAGUGUCUCGGGGUCUUGUUCACGAGUAAGGGAAAACUGGAGCGUGAGCUCGAUAGGCGGGCAUUGUACCGGCCUGUCGUGGUGAAGAGAGAGCUGAGUCAGAAGGCGAAGAUCUCGAUUUACCGGUUGAUCUACGUUCCUACCCUCACCUAUGGUCAUGAGCUUUGGGUAGUGACCGAAAGAACGAGAUCGCGGAUACAAGCGGCCGAAAUUAGUUUUCUCUGCAGAGUGGCCUUCCCUUAGAGAUAGGGUGAGAAGCUCGGUCAUCCGGGAGGGGCUUGGAGUAGAUCCGCUGCUCCUCCACAUCGAGAGGAGCCAGUGAGGUGGCUCGGGCAUCUGGUCAAGAUGCCUUCUGGACGCCUCCCUGGUGAGGUUUUCCAGGAACGUCCAACCGGGAGGAGGCCUAAAGGUAGACCCAGGACACGUUGGAGGGACUCUGUCUCUCACCUGGCCAGGGAACGCCUUGGGAUUCCCCCGGAGGAGCUGGCCCAAGUGGCUGGGGAGAUGGAAGUUUGGGCCUCUCGACUUAGGCUACUGCCCCUGCGACCCGACUCCGGAUAAGCGGAUGAAAAUGGAUGGAUGGAUGGAUGGACGGACGGACGGAUGGAUGGAUGUAGAAAUUAGCCGCCAUUACAGUGGAUUAGUGCAAUUCCACUGGCCGUGAAGCAUAAUGUCUGUUUUUUAAAUGGUACACUUCCAGACUGCAUCAAACUCUGCAGUUCAGAUUUAAACGCAAAAGCAGUGUAAAAUAUCCUUAAACUUUCAAAAAUAAAAGUCACAUGCAGAUUUCCAGUUUCUUUCCUGUGAAACCUUCAGAGCUGAGGUAAACAGAGCAGACAAUUAACCACAAACCUUUUUUUGAAAACAGGCUGCCAUAUUUGCUUGUUAUCGUGCUAUCCUGAAAUCACACGUGGUGUUGCAAUUCUAGUUGGAUUUUGUGACCUUAUGGGACCCGCUAUGUGGAGUUCUUUUGCUGUUUUUUCACAUCUGAAACGCUCCCAGUUGGAAUGGAGCUCACAGGUUAAACAAGUCUAUGAUGUGCUGCUUACGUGCCCAGUGAAAAGGCUGGGUUAUUCCAAAUAGAGAUUAAAGGCACUAAACAAAGUUAAAGGUAUAGCGGAGGAUCUUUUUCUCCCGAGUACAUCGUCUGAACCAUAUGUUUGCAUAAAUGUCAAUCAUUCUGGUCAACCCUUCACACAAGUCCAUCGUUGUACGUGCUUGUUGCUGGAUAGUUUUCACUUCCUGCUCAUGCGUAAAGGGAAUGUUGGCCUUCCCACACACGCCUCUCUCGCCAUUUAUCUGCUCAACAGGUAAGCUAAAGUUUGGCAUUCUAUUUGGAGAAAUUCAUUUCAGAUUACUGCUAGAAGAAGUUAGCUGCCAGGCUGGAAGCUACUUGUAAACAGAGGUUGCUCGAGGAUAAUUGGGUGUUCUCUCUCAAGUGCAUUAUUUUCAAAACAUGGGUGGUUCUUUCCUGAAAUUAAGAAUAAUUACCCACCAUACCUUUAAGGAUAUGUUUUUAAUA